This is a messenger RNA of Durusdinium trenchii, 234 nucleotides long. The record is from the annotation of a GenBank genome assembly. NCBI's taxonomy places the organism in Eukaryota, Dinophyceae, Suessiales, Symbiodiniaceae.
AUGUCCAUGCUGCUUUCCGGCGCAGCGCCACAGAAGGGGCAGGACGUGCACUUGCUGGUCACAGGAAAAGACUCAGAUGGGCACUUCGCAUCGACACCCUUGCAGAUCCAUGUGACGGACACCAGUGACUGGGCAGACUGGGACAACUCGUUUGGCAUCUGUUUGGUUCUGCGCAGUGUAUGCUUUUUUAGUGGAUCAUGUCCUCGGGUUGAUGACUACUGUGUGACUGUAUGA